AUGCAGAUCACGGAGGCAACAUUCUUAGACAAAUAUAAUUGCAAAUCAGAUUGUUGGUUUUCACACCACCCUGGCAGCCAACCAUGUGGUAACAGUGCCAAGUUGAACCUGGAAUACAUUGAGAUCUUGUACAGCAAUCAUGAAUUCAGUAAUCCAUUCACUUUUGAGUUCGAGAAAGUCCGACGUUCUUCUAGAUUGUUUGUGGCGGACUGUGAAGGAGACCCAAUGACUGAUCGGUCCAGGGAGUUUGUACGCAAGUUGAAGUUUCUCAAUGUAUCAGUGGUUCAUAUAUUUAAUCCAGGAGAUUUUCAUGGAUUAGAAAUGUAUAAUAAGACAGAUGCUCUUGCUUUGUUUGAAGCUGUGAAGAAUUUCAUCUACUCCACUAGAGGUGCUGAAGUUGAAGUUUCUCGAGCUUCUUACUGA
Fraxinus pennsylvanica is the source of this 423-nucleotide messenger RNA. The record is from the annotation of a GenBank genome assembly. NCBI's taxonomy places the organism in Eukaryota, Viridiplantae, Streptophyta, Magnoliopsida, Lamiales, Oleaceae.